GGAAAUGACACACACGGAGUCCCGUCACGUCACGCGAGAUCGCACGGACACGCAGCACACAAAGAGCCAGCGUGGGGCGCGGGGAGACAGCCAGCCCACGACACGGAGCCAGGGUCUCCCUCCCCCUCCAGCCGGCCGUGCCCAGAGACAGAGAGCCGGGAGGGGCCGGGCUGCGGGCUAGGUUGGUCGGAAAAUGAACGCAGAUGAACUCAGACCUGAAGAUAAUAAAGAAGGUACCAAGUUGGUUGUAAAGGUUGAAGCCUCAGGUGAAGAUGAUUUGCUGGAUUGUUCAAGCAGUGUAUCUGUAAGGAAGCCUGGUCCGGAGAGCACACAAAUCUGUCAGCCCGAGUCCAACAAGCGUAAACAAACAUCUCUGAUGUGUGAUGGAUCGAGCAGCGAAGCAGAAAUUAUACCCACCGUUAAAAAACGACGGCUCAUCCCAGAGAGCCAGAUUUCAUGUAUGAGAAACAGAGAAUCUGGAUCAUCUGCCCAGGUAAACACAGAGUUGUCAAGUACAAACUCCGACUACAGCACUACAUCCCUGUGUGAAGCCGAAGAACCGGCCAAUGAAUUUGUCACAUCUUACAGGAAACCUCUGUAUAGCAUUUCACAUAAAAUAACAGAAAAAAAGAAUCCUGUUUCAUCUGAUCUGCUAGUAUCUUAUGAAAUGUAUGACAAGACAAAUCACGAAAGUACCUCAAAUCUACGAGGUCUUACUGAAUUGCGCAAACGUGAAUCUGCUGGCACCUCAAUGGGGAAUGAUGAAUCUAACGUUUAUUCCUUGAUACAAAAAAUGUUUUUUGCCCUCAACUCUCUAAAUUCCAACAUGUCACAGCUACAUAGUAAAGUUGACCUUCUGUCUCUUGAGGUGAGUAGAAUUAAGAAAAAGGUCAGUCCUAUGGAAAUGGUGGCUGAGUUCCAGCCACCUCCUGAAUAUCAACUUACAAGCGCAGAACUGAAACAGGUAAUGGACCAGAGCAGCUCUGCUGGGGAUCUUAGUUGUCGAUUACUAGUUCAAUUGUUUCCUGAGCUUUUUGGAAAUGAUGACUUCUCUAGGAACUGUUCUACAUGUGGUUUCAUCUCCAAGAAUAAGCUUGAGUCCCUUCACCUCCAGCUUAUAAGGAACUAUGUGGAGGUGUGCUAUCCUGCUGUUAAAAACACUGCCAUCUGGCAGGUGGAGUGCUUACCUCAAAUAAAUGACUUUUUCAACCGGUUUUGGGCUGAAAGGCAGAUGGAAAGCAGCAACCAAAGUAUGCAUUCCAACAGUUUCUAUGGUUCUCCAUCACAACAGAAUUCUCAUUAUGUUGAAAAUAAAAAUCAGGAAGAAGAAGAAGAAGUCUCCUUGAAUAGGAUAAAUUCUGUUUCCUCCGAGUACACUGUCAAUGCUCAAGAUCUCAAUGAGUUUUUAGAUGAAGCUUCAUCCCCCGGUGAAUUUGCUGUGUUUUUGCUGCACCGUUUAUUUCCUGAGAUUUUUGACCAAAGAAAGCUUGCAGACAGAUCUGCUAGGGAACUGGAGAAUUUUGUUCUCGAUCCUCACCGGUUACAGCUGAUCCGCCAGUAUACGGAGAUUUAUUUUCCUGACGUGCAAGAUGAUGGUGCUUGGCUACAGCACUGUGUGCAAAGAAUUAAUGAUGAGUUGGAGAGUGUGUUUAUGGAUGGUAGCGAAUGUGAUGAUUUACGUGAUGACUGUUAUGACUCUGCCAGCUUACCUGAUGACCUGUCUAUUGUAAAAGUGGAAGAUGGCAUUGACUCGGACAGACCAGGAAGAAGAUCUAAAAAAAUUUGGCUUGUUCCAUUGGACUUUGAUAAAACUGAUAUUCCACUACCUGAUUUUGAGGUCCCAUAUCCACAAUACCUCCUCAGCAAGGAGCAAAUUAAAAAUAUCUAUGAGAGUAGCCUAUCUAUUGGUAAUUUUGCUUCUAGACUACUGGUACAUUUGUUUCCAGAACUUUUCACUCAUGAGAAUUUGAGGAAGCAAUACAACUGCAGUGGCUCACUUGGGAAGAAGCCACUUGACCCUAUCCGGGUCAAACUUAUUCGGCAUUAUGUGCAAAUGCUCUAUCCCAGAGCAAAGAAUGAUAGAGUUUGGACUCUAGAAUUUGUAGGGAAGCUGGACGAACGAUGUCGCCGAAGGGACACAGAGCAAAGGCGGUCUUAUCAACAGCAAAGGAAGGUGUUUGUGCCUGUGCCAGAAAGGAGAGACUUUGUGCCUUUUGAGCUGAAUCCAGAGAGAUACAGAGAUCUGAUUGAAGGCCCACCUCUGCCACCAGAACGUAGUACAAAGGACUUCUGUAAAAUACCACUGGAUAAAAUUGUUGUUCCCCUUCCUGAUUUCCCUGUGCCUUCAGUCUAUAUCUUAAAUGAUAAAGAAAUUAGGGAUAUUGUACAACAGUCUCUCUCAGUAGGAAACUUUGCUGCCCGCCUGCUUGUGAGACUUUUCCCAGAACUGUUUACUGCGGAAAAUCUUAGGCUGCAGUAUAACCACUCAGGAGCAUGCAACAAGAAGCAGCUUGAUCCCGUGAGACUAAGGCUUAUCCGCCAUUAUGUGGAAGCCGUUUACCCUGUGGACAAGAUGGAGGAGGUGUGGCAUUAUGAAUGUAUUCCGAGCAUUGACGAAAGGUGCAGGCGCCCAAACAGAAAGAAAUGUGACAUACUUAAAAAAGCUAAGAAAGCAAAAAAGUAAUUGCUACUGAAACAAAAACCUAAACUUCUGGUUAUUAAAUUAUUUUAGUGGUGUAGAGAAAGAUUUAUAGUGCUGCUUUUUACCUGUGUUUUAGGACUAUUAGUACAUGAAGUAUGUAAAUAGUAUGCAGGAAUGUGAGAACCACAGCAUAUUUGCACUCUCCUGGGAAACUUAUUUCAUUCAC
Messenger RNA from Pelobates fuscus (common spadefoot toad), 2867 nucleotides. It is a transcript of the gene BEND3, whose product is annotated as BEN domain containing 3. Gene Ontology annotation, biological process: negative regulation of transcription by RNA polymerase II; rDNA heterochromatin formation. Gene Ontology annotation, cellular component: heterochromatin. The coding region runs from base 194 to 2683 and encodes 829 amino acids. Gene Ontology annotation, molecular function: rDNA binding. The record is from RefSeq and is a predicted model, not a curated record. NCBI's taxonomy places the organism in Eukaryota, Metazoa, Chordata, Amphibia, Anura, Pelobatidae. The transcript has 4 exons.